Molecule: messenger RNA, 939 nt
Organism: Plutella xylostella (diamondback moth)
Lineage: Eukaryota; Metazoa; Arthropoda; Insecta; Lepidoptera; Plutellidae
Gene: Mettl5
Product: Methyltransferase like 5
Biological process (GO): rRNA methylation
Molecular function (GO): rRNA (adenine-N6-)-methyltransferase activity; nucleic acid binding
Source: RefSeq, a predicted model, not a curated record
AAUAUAGUUAACACAAGCCAUAGAGCAGCCCUGCAGCACGCCAACGCCACAUCCUGCGGGUACUUUGUGUCACAAGACUCAUCCUUUGGCAAUCAAAUCUUACCUGUUCUACCUCGGUUCGACUCUAAGUGACGCUAAAUAGAUAUAUUAACCAAUCAGAAUGUCAGCAGUGUUGAAGCUGAAGGUGCUGGAGGGGCACCUGCAGGAGCUGAGUGGGUUCUCUGUGCCCAAGCUGGAGCUGGAGCAGUACAUCACUCCGCCGCACAUUGCCGCUGUUGCUCUAUACACCAUACAGACACAAUACGAGGGCAUAGAAGACAAGCUAGUUCUAGACGCAGGGUGCGGGCCGGGCAUGCUGGGACUGGGUGCGGCCAUGCUUGCAGCCGGGGCAGUGACAGCUGUGGACAUUGACCCUGAUGUCCUCACAACUUUCAGGGAAAAUGUGGAAGAGAUGGAGAUUGCCAAUGUAGAUGCAGUGCAGUGUGAUUUCCUUGGGCCUUGUGUUGGGAAAUGGGAGAACUACUUUGACACAGUUCUAAUGAAUCCUCCAUUCGGCACGAAGCACAACGCGGGGAUCGACAUGCGCUUCCUGCAGCGAGGGCUCGACCUCAGCUGCGACAGCGUCUACUCACUGCACAAGUCUUCUACCAGAUCGCACAUACAGAAGAGAAUAAAAGAAUGGGGAGUCAAAGGCAGCGUGAUAGCAGAACUGAGGUACAACUUGGAGGCUUCAUACAAGUUCCACAAACAACAAAGCAGAGAUAUCGCAGUGGAUCUAUGGAGGUUGCAUCACACCUAGCACUAGUAAUGAGGUCAUAAUCUUGCAGUUUCAUACAAUGAAAUAGAGUUAAAUUUACUCUGACUAUGGAGAUCAUUAGGGAGAAAGAGCGUGGAAAUAGCUUGUUUUGUACAUUGACUAAUUUAAAUAAACAUGUUGAU